Messenger RNA from Coregonus sp. 'balchen', 2405 nucleotides. NCBI's taxonomy places the organism in Eukaryota, Metazoa, Chordata, Actinopteri, Salmoniformes, Salmonidae. The record is from the annotation of a GenBank genome assembly.
UUUCUCUAGCUAGCUAACUUUGAGAGCUGAACAUUUAGCUAGAAAUCAUGAGUAUAAUAAAGGUUUUUGAUCAGGAUUUUUGCAAGGGUCUCGAAAAUGUUCCAGUUUUACGAGAGGGUAAUGUCAGCAAAGAAGAAUAUCCUGCAUUUCAGGUAAAACUCUUUAUUGUAGCUAGUGGUAGCUGACUGGUUAGCCCAUCCAAUACAAAUAGCCAACUAUCUGUAAGAAAUAUGAAAAACCUGUCACUGUUUGUCAGGCACCAUUAUUCCACGUGCAUAAUUGUUUAUAUGGAUAAAGCAUAGUUACUUGGCCUAUGCUACAUUGUGAUAAUGAAACUAUUGGAACUUCUUGCAUUGGUGCUUGUAAACAGUUCUCUGUGAUGAGAACCAGGUUGAAGUCAAUGAAGAAGCAGUUUUCUUUAUAUUCAGGGGGAAUAACAAAGGUGCAACAACCUACUUCUUUGCAAUAGGAACAUUUAAAAAAAACUAUUCUUAGAAUCCCGUGUAGCUCAGUUGGUAGAGCAUGGCGCUUGCAAUGCCAGGGUGGUGGGUUCGAUUCCCACGGGGGACCAGUAUGAAAAUGUAUGCACUCACUAACUGUAAGUCGCUCUGGAUAAGAGCGUCUGCUAAAUUACUAAAAUGUAGAAUAAGCCACAUCAAGUCUGUUCUAGUACCUGUUCAAAAAUAAGUGAACUGCUGCCCUUCUAGCUACAACAAUAAAAAAACAUGAAGUUGAAACCAUUGAGGCCACAGCACAGACAACACAAUACUUCCCCUUUGUAUUGAUUUCUCAGUGAGUCUCACAUACUGUGGUUUGAGUGAAAAAAAUGAUAUAUAUUUAGAUUCUAUUUUUUGUGAGGGAAAACAAUUUCUAUAUACUUUCAAAUCGAAACUGUGUAGAAAUGAUAAUGCACCUACAUUUAUACAGUUACCUGACUGUGUCCAGCUCGCUAAUAAUCACCUAAAUUAAAGUUAGACAGUCAGGGAGGAUCGCAAAUUCCAAAUACGAUGGCUAGAGGACAAUCUUUUGCAAAUUUUGAUGGCGAGGAAAUAAUUUAUAACCAAUUCUCAGUGCGGCCCUACGGACCUCAUUUAAGACAAAAUGCGGUCCCCGGGGCAAAAUAAGUUUGCUGUAGACACAGGUAUAAAGAGCGAUGUAUAUCAUCAUUCAUGCUGUCUAAACUGUUUUCUGCCAGCUGGUGGCAGCACAAUGUCAUCACUGGCCACCACUUGGACUGUCUGGGUGAAAUAGAGAGAAUCUGAAAUAGGCUAACUACUGAAUCUUCGGAACUGCACCACUUUAACAAUCUCCUUUCUGUCUUUCUCUUUGAGAUUUUCACCAGGGCUUGCUUAAAGCAGCAUAGCUGUGCAGGAUUGGAUGCUAUUACAGGGAUGAAAAAACAUAACUUCUAUGUGGGAUUGAAAAAGCUUUUACUCUGUAACUAUUUCCUCUAACCAAGUUAUAUCCCCCAGAGCCAAAUACCUUGAGUGGUUGUUAUUUUUAUUUUUUUAUUGGUCUGAUUUACCUUUGUAUCUGAUUAAAAAAAAAAAAAAAAAAAUCUGUCCCCUCUCCUCCAUCUGUCUCUUUGGUUUCAGUAUUCUCCAGAGAACAUCCAGGGGCCAGGAUGUGACAUAGACCCCAGUGAGGUGACUCUUCCUGGAUGCUCCUGCCACGCCCACUCCUGCCUUAGAGAGAGCUGCUCCUGCCUGCAGACAUACGGACAGACAUACAGACAGACGUACGACAGCCACGGCCGACUCCAAGACCAGGGGGAUACAGAGACUGGUUACUGCAGGCCUGUGUUUGAGUGUAACGCCUUGUGUGGCUGUAGUGAGGCCUGCUGUAACCGGGUGGUCCAGAGAGGCCUGGGGCUCAAGUUGUGUGUCUACCCCACAGAAGACAGGGGCUGGGGGGUGCGAGCGCUGGAGCCCAUCCCCUGUGGAACCUUUGUGUGUGAGUAUGCUGGGGAGGUGAUCGGCUUUGAUGAGGCCAGACGCAGACAGCUUGCUCAGGGACCUGAGGACAACAACUACAUCAUUGCUGUGCGGGAGCAUGCUGGCCAGGGCCCGGUCAGUGAGACCUUUGUGGACCCAACUGUGGUUGGGAAUGUGGGGCGUUUUCUGAACCACUCCUGCCAGCCCAACCUUUUCAUGGUGCCUGUCCGGGUGCACUCCCUUGUGCCCAGUCUGGCCCUGUUCGCUGGCAGGGACAUCACCCCUCAGGAGGAGCUCACAUUUGACUACUCAGGGGGCUAUAGCAAUAUGCCCUCUGUGGAGAGGUUGGUUCAGAGUGACCCUUGGACAGAGGCCAGUGGGACAGGUACCCUCCAGAGGAAACCAUGCCACUGUGGUGCCCAGAACUGUUCCCAAUUCCUGCCCCUGGACAUAUCUGUUCUCAACAAUUAG